Messenger RNA from Prunus armeniaca (apricot), 2046 nucleotides. The record is from the annotation of a GenBank genome assembly. Lineage: Eukaryota; Viridiplantae; Streptophyta; Magnoliopsida; Rosales; Rosaceae.
AUGCCGAGGCAGAACAACGGCUUGGGCAUGAACCUGCUGAUACCUGGCAAAAUCAGAAAGCGAGGGUGCUCGUCGUCAGCAUCUUCGUCGUCUUCGAUCAUCCAAAACUACAGAUUCAAGAGGGCGAUACUGGUGGGCAAGAGGGGCCGAUCCAGUACGCCCGUGCCCACAUGGAAGCUCAUGAGCUCCAGGUCACCUACCGCGUCGGCAUUGCGCGCCAUGGACUCCCCCAACUACGCCGCCUCCUCCCAGAACGGCGCCAGCAGGUCCAAGCAGCAAGCGCCAGUGUCUGCCAGGAAGCUCGCCGCCACGCUCUGGGAAAUGAACGACAUGCCGUCUCCGAGAGUGAGGGAAGGGUCGUCGGACGAGAGGAGGCUGAGGAAGAUGGAGAUUAUGAAUAGUAAGGCCAGAGAGAGAGAAAGGAUCGCGAGAUCGGCGCACUCGGGUUCUCUGCCUCCCCAUCUCUCCGAUCCGUCUCAUAGUCCUGUUUCCGAGAGGACGGACAGAUCUGGAACUGGUAGUUUCCAUCGAAGGACGCCCUCCAUUUCACAGAGGCUCAGGCUCACAGACCACCAUGCUGGAAUGUUGGAUUCUCAUCGCAAUGGCAGCUUAAUGGAGGUUGAGACUAGAUCUAGAGCCCAGACUCCUACUGCUUCCACUGUUGGAGUCAAGACUCAUUUGAAGGAUGUUAGCAAUGCUUUGACCACGUCUAAAGAGCUACUGAAAAUUAUCAACCGCAUUUGGGGUAAUGAAGAUCGGCCUUCCUCAAGCAUGGCCCUCAUCUCAGCCUUACAUGCUGAGCUGGAGAGGGCUCGUUUACAGGUCAAUCAGCUUAUCCAAGAACAACGCGCAGACCAGAAUGAGAUCAAUUAUCUCAUGAAGUGUUUUGCUGAUGAAAAGGCAGCUUGGAAAAGCAAAGAGCACAAAGUUGUUGAGGCUGCUAUUGAGGCUGUUGCAGGUGAACUUGAGGUAGAGAGGAAACUGAGAAGAAGGUCUGAAAGCUUGAAUAAGAAACUUGGGAAAGAACUGGCAGAGACAAAAGCCUCUCUUGUUAAGGCGGUGAAAGAACUUGAGAGUGAGAAGAGAACUAGAGAGAUAAUGGAACAAGUAUGUGAUGAAUUAGCCAGGGACAUUGAUGAAGAUAAAUCUGAAGCAGAGGAAGUGAAGAGGGAGUCUUCAAAAGUUCGGGAAGAUGUUGAGAAGGAAAGGGAGAUGAUGCAGUUUGCAGAUGUGUUGCGUGAAGAGAGAGCUCAAGUGAAACUCUCAGAGGCAAAACAUCAGCUUGAGGAGAAGAAUGCAGCUGUUGAUAUAUUGAGGAGUCAACUUGAAGCUUUUAUGGGAAGUAAAAGAACCAAAGAAAAGGGACGUGGUUCUGCUCAUCUGAAUGAUGAAGAAAUUUCUGCGUAUCUAAGCAGAGCUCAUCUUGGUUCCCAUCAGGAUGAUGAAAAAGAUGAGGAUGGAGGAGAAGUUGAAGAUGGAAUAGAAUGUGAAGAGGAUUCUGCUGAAAGUGAUCUUCAUUCCAUAGAGUUAAGCAUGGGCAACAACAACAGAAGCUACAACUUGAUUCAUGCUUCUGGAGCUGCUCGUGAUCCAAGGUGGGCUGCACUUGAUGUUGAAGAAAUUAAAGGGAGGAAGUCUACAUCUGGGAAGCCACCAAGAAGAAGCACUUCUUUGCAAAGAAGCAUAUCAGAUGGAGUGGAAUGGGGUAUGCAAGCUGAAAAGCUCCAAAAUUCAGGAGAUGGGAUAGAUUGGGAGAGAUUUCCUGAACUGGAGAGGCAAAGACAAGAGCAAGGAAAAGGUCGCGGAGAUGAAAUGAAAGGUUAUAAAUCGUCAAAGGGUCUUAGGGACCAAAUGUUGUCUGGUUCCAGGCUUGGACCGGCUAGAGUUCAUGCUAGUCCAACACGGCAAUGGGGGCAGCCAUGGCCUUCACGGGAUCCUACCGGUACAUUUCAAGAUAGGCCUCCCAGUGCGCAAGGCAAUGGUUCAAAGUCGAGGCUAGGGGAAGCUAGAGGCGAAGGCCAGAAUGGCAGAAGGUCAAAACGGUGA